This is a messenger RNA of Notolabrus celidotus (New Zealand spotty), 3681 nucleotides long. RefSeq names its product sialic acid-binding Ig-like lectin 10. The transcript has 10 exons. The coding region runs from base 139 to 2328 and encodes 729 amino acids. The record is from RefSeq and is a predicted model, not a curated record. NCBI's taxonomy places the organism in Eukaryota, Metazoa, Chordata, Actinopteri, Labriformes, Labridae.
GAAACUUCCUUAAAUCUUUGAGAAAAAGAAACAGAAAUGUGAAAAUGGUCAGUUCGGAGCAGAAGCUUGAAGAGAAAGGAAUGCAGGAGCGAGACAGAAAGAGAAGGAGAGACUGACUGUCUCAACAACCAACUCAGGAUGUUUGUUCUGGUUUGGGCGACUCUGCUUCUCUCUGUGAAGGACAACAAUGCAGACACAAGUGCAUCUUUGGAAAGGACAUUCUGUCAAGAUGAAUUCUGUGUUACUCUGAGUGAUGGAGAAAUAAGAGCAGAAGCUGGACUCUGUGUUGUCAUAUCUUGCUCUUUCACUACCCGUGUUGGUUUUACUCCACAAAGUAUCGUUUGGUUCAAAUGUGGACAAUCUAAAAAGAGAUGUGGCGAUGCAGAUGUGAUAUUCAACAGGAACAGUAGAAAAGUUCAGGCUGGAUUCAGAGGUAGAGUAACGCUGCUGGAUUCUGACAUUUCCCAGAGGAACUGCAGCAUCAUCAUCAACGACCUCACUGCCUCAGACUCGGGAUCAUAUCAGCUCAGGAUUAAUAGUUUCAGGUCUGGUGGGUUCCAGUAUUCUUCAAGAGCAAAUGUCUCGAUCAAAGAUCUGACCCAGAAGCCCACAAUGAUGAUACCCCCUCUGACUGAAGGACAGCAGACCACACUGAGCUGCUCUGCUCCUGGUCUUUGUUCUGGAUCUGUUCCUAAAAUCACCUGGAUGUGGAGAGGAGGAGAGAAUGACUCCCACAUUACAGGAAACAUCUCUGCUGUCAAGACUGAGAAUCUGAGACACAGUUCAACUUUGACCUUAACACCCUCAUCCGAACACCAUGGCACUGAGAUCACCUGUAUAGUUGGUUUCACAGGCAGGACGACAACAGAGGAGACAGUGACUCUGAAUGUAACCUAUGUAAAGGAAGUUAAAGUCUCAGGGAAUACACGUGUGAAGGAGGGUGAGACUCUGAAUCUGACCUGCAACAUUAAGAGUUUCCCUCCAUCUCUAAUCACAUGGACAAAACUCUCUGAUAAAAACAUGCAAAGUGGAACAGAAACAAAUCUGCAAAACAACGCUUCAACCAUCCAGGAGAACCAAACUGAAACCUGCCUUCAGGAAGGAGUCGGAGAGGUGACUUUAUCUAUCUCUAAUGUGACUGCAAAGGAUUCAGGACUGUACGUCUGCACAGCAAAACAUCUGAACAACACCCUGAUGGAAGAAGCUGAUGUUAAAGUGAUAUAUAUGAAAAUGCCUGUAAUCACUGGAAAUGUGUCUCUUAAUAGAGGAGACGCUCUGAAUCUGACCUGCAGUGUAGAAAGUUAUCCUCUGUCUUAUAUCACUUGGACUCUUCUUGGUUCUGACACUGACCUGCAGAAUGACACAGGAUCAUCCACACUCGUCAUCAGUAAUGUGAAGGCAGAAAACUCUGGAAGAUACAUCUGUACAGCAAAACACCUGAACUCGACCGUCACUGUAUCCUCUGAUGUUUCUGUCACUUGGUUUCCAAGCAUCUUUAAAAACUCUGGAUGUCAGAUUCAGUCGAGGGUCUUGACUUGUGUUUGUCUCAGUGAAGGUUUUCCUUUACCAACCAUCAAAUGGCCGCUGUUGAAGAACCAUACUCAGUAUUCUGUCGUUACUGCUGUGACAAACCACAUAGUCAACAGCACUCUCACACUAACUCUACAAGACCACAGCAACACUUCUGCUGAGUGUAUCAGCAGCAAUGAAAAUGGAGAAGUCAAAGAAAGCCUCACCAUCCUGAUUAACAUGCCAGAAAAACAAGCAGAUCAGUCCUGGGGACCAAAAUUAUUUUCAUGGCAGGAAGUCAUCCUUGCCUUUUUUCUUGGCUUACUUCUGACAGCUCUAUUUUGUCUUUUGGCAACAAAAUGCCACAGACAAAGACAGAAAAGCUCUGAUAAUCUAGUGAAGACUUUGGAGAUGGUGACCAAUCAAGAGGAUCCACUGAUAGAUGCUCAUCAAGAAGUGGAACACAAUCACACCUAUGAUCAAGAGGUAACAGAAGAAGGAGAGGCUGUGGCAGAGGAGGAAUCCACCUUCGAUCUGGAUGGAGGACCAAAAGACGUGGAGUACGCCAGCAUUGAUUUCUCAGUGCUGAAAAGAAAGAAGACAGUAAAGAAGCAAGAGGCCACAGAGACAGAGUACGCUGAAAUUAAGAAAGGGGGAAAAGAGCAAAGUAAAGAUGAUGGCAGAGUCAACAGUGAUGUAUUGGAGGGACAAGAAGAGGAGCUGAUGAUGAUGAUGAAGGAUGAGGAGACACAAAUGUGUAUUCCAGAAGAAGAGGAGGAAGUGUACUCCAAUGUGAAGGAUAUACUAGAUAAGAUUUGAGGUUUUUAUUGUUGAGUUGUUUGAGUUAAGGUGUCAGGAUCUGAUCAGAUAUUGAGGAACUGCUGUUAUGCACUUAUGAUGGAUUGUUUUUCCAAUGAGUGAAUGACAGUUCUUCAAGCUUAUUCAAUCUAAUGCUGUGUGAAAGAGCGGUGAAAGAACACAAUUCAGGAGUGCAAAAGGAGGACAAAAGGGGCUCUGCCUCCGUCCUCUCUGCCCUAGGAAAACUUCAAGGGACAAUACCUUUGGUGUCCUUCAGCUCAAUCCAUCUGACUGAACUGCAGUUCUGAUCCUGUGGAAACAUCAAAACCUCACUUUCACCCAGAGAUGCCAAGUGUUCACUUCUCCUCCAUGGCUCUAAAGAUGACAACGUUGAUCUGUUCUGUUCUCAGCUAGCCUUUCUGACCAAUUUGCCUCAGAUCUGACAUUUAGAUGAAGACAAAGAGUUUGCAUCCCAAUAACUUUGCUCAUCUUAUGACUUCUCCUCUGUCCUCCAGUUUGAGGUCAACCUUUUGGUUUUUGUUGCGAUGAAAUUUGGUACAGACAUUUAUGUCCUCUUGAGGAUGUAUUCACGCUAACAUGCUAAACUGAGAUGGUAGGAAAUGGUAACCAUAAUGCCUGCUCAUCAUCAGCAUGUUAGCUGUCUCACUGGUGGAAUGUUUUCAGUUUGUUUUACAGUCUUUUUUUUUUUUAUCUUAAUACAAUACUCGCAUGGCCAAACCUACACUGUAUAGGUCUUCCUAAAUUAAGUCCAUUCUGAUCAACAAGAAGUAUCAUGAGAUGUUACAAUCACUGAGACCUGAACUGUGGAUUUUUUCUCCUUCUUUCAUUUGAAUGGCAAAGUGGGUUUAGUCACAUCAGACACAUUCACUUCUCCUUCAAACUGGGUGGAAAUGCUUUUAUUUUUUGAUAAAAAGAUAUGAAUAACACAUUCACAUCAUUUGUGUUUUCAUGUUUCAAACCUUUUACAUUAUCCAUUUUAAAAUAUUAGCUAACAUAAGGCCUGAUCUGUAAAGUCCUGUUCCUAAUGGUCCUAUGCUGUAUAACCAGUCAAAGAUUACUUCCCUUGUUUUUGAAGCUGAAGGGUCCGAGGGGCGUGGGUGGCAGGGGGUGCAGGUAGUUCUUUAUGUUGGAGUGGGUGGAAGGUUGUUCCAACUUCAGCUAGUUGGGGGUUUUCCACAGCAGUACCCGACUCUAACUUUUAAAGAGAACGUUUCUUUCUUUGGAUAAAACUGUUGAGUGGUCGGUUGUCAUCAAAGUCUUUCUUACUUCUGGUGCAUUCUGCAGGAUGAACUAGUUUUAAAAUAAGUGUUAAAUAAGCAGGGAUGUUUGCUAUAUAAUAAAGAUAACUCUGUA